This is a messenger RNA of Henningerozyma blattae CBS 6284, 720 nucleotides long. RefSeq names its product ribosome assembly factor MRT4 (gene MRT4). Lineage: Eukaryota; Fungi; Ascomycota; Saccharomycetes; Saccharomycetales; Saccharomycetaceae. The transcript has a single exon. Gene Ontology annotation, molecular function: RNA binding. The record is from RefSeq and is a predicted model, not a curated record. Gene Ontology annotation, biological process: rRNA processing; ribosomal large subunit biogenesis; ribosomal large subunit assembly. Bases 1 to 720 code for a protein of 239 amino acids. Gene Ontology annotation, cellular component: preribosome, large subunit precursor; nucleolus.
AUGCCAAGAUCUAAGCGUUCUAAGUUGGUUACUCUAGCUCAAACUGAUAAAAAAGGUAGAGAAAAUAAAGAAAGAAUCUUCGAUGAAAUUAGAGAAGCCUUGGAUACAUUCAAAUACGUUUGGGUUUUACAUUUAGAUGACGUUAGAACUCCAGUAUUACAAGAAAUUAGAAGUGCUUGGACUGGCUCAAAAUUAAUUUUAGGUAAGAGAAAAGUUUUGCAAAAAGCCUUAGGUACAAGAAGAGAAGAUGAAUAUAAGGAUAAUCUAUUUAGAUUAAGUCAAACAUGUAGCGGUGUCACGGGUCUAUUAUUUACUGAUGAAGAAGUUGAUACUGUCAAAGAUUAUUUUAAAUCAUACAGCCGUAAAGAUUUUUCAAGACCAAAUUCCAGAUCUCCAAUAACAUUUGAAUUACCUGCAGGUAUUAUAUAUUCUCGUGGUGGUCAAAUACCAAUUGAAGAUGAUUUACCAAUGGUCCAUUCCUUAGAACCAACUUUAAGAAAUAAAUUCGAAAUUCCAACAAAAAUUGUUAAGGGUAAGAUCACUAUUGAUUCUCCAUACAAGGUUUGUGAAAAGGGUGAAAAGUUGGAUGUCCGUAAAGCUCUAAUUUUAAAGCAAUUUGGUAUUGCUGAGUCCGAAUUUAAAGUUAAGGUUUCCAGCUUUUACAAUAAUGAUACCUCUGAAGUUAUCGAGGUUGAUAUUAAUAUCACUGAAGAAGAUUAA